Messenger RNA from Metarhizium robertsii ARSEF 23, 726 nucleotides. Its product is annotated as BTB/POZ-like protein. The record is from RefSeq and is a predicted model, not a curated record. The transcript is spliced from 2 exons. Lineage: Eukaryota; Fungi; Ascomycota; Sordariomycetes; Hypocreales; Clavicipitaceae. Gene Ontology annotation, molecular function: protein binding. Bases 1 to 726 code for a protein of 241 amino acids.
AUGCUUGACUUCACCUGUCCAGCAGUCGAGAUCACAGUCGGCUCAAACAGCGCAGCGACAAAAUUCUACGUCCACAGGAACAUCAUCUGCUUAUCGCCCUACUUCGAGAGAAUCCUGGCCCGGGAAGGGAUGUGGAAAGAAUGUCAGAAUGGGCAAGUGUCGCUUCAAAGCGCGGACCCAGACAUAUUCCGCAUUUACGUAAACUGGCUGUAUUUCUUUCAUCAGAGACUUGCAGGUCGAGAUGAUUCAUCUCUCAACGUGGACAUACACGCCGACUUCUUCCAGAAGGCCAAUUUCUUACAGCUAGCCCAAGCCCACGUGCUGGGAGACUUUUUUUGCGAUGUCAAGUUUGCAGAAGCCGCCGCGAAGGCUAUUGAAACGAAUGUAAAAAGAGGGCCGAAAAACUGCAGGAUCCUCCUUCCUGGGGCUGAAGUCAUUGAUUACAUCUACCAGAACACCGAGGAGACAUCCGUUGCCAGAAAUACUCUGGUAGAUGUAUUCGUGCGCUACGGAAGCGGGCAACAGCUCGAAAAGCUGAAGCCGGCGCAAGAUCACCUUCGAGAGUUCCUUGUCAAUCUCGCUCGCGAUCUCGUCACAAAGGAUCUGAGGUCUGGAUCCAGGGAAUACAGAAGUCAGAAAUGGUUCAAUGGUCAGGAGGAACCUUCUCCUCAGUUCCUUUUCGGUGUCGUCCUCGAUCUCUUGCCUGAUUACAAAGUUUUACGGUGA